CGGACCCGUACUCUACAUAUAUCAUACAGUUUUCGGAAGGGGUCGGUGAGUCAGGAGAGCCGUGAUCCGCGCGGGUCGAAAGGAGUGAUUUUUUAACGGUACAGAUUCUGAUGAUGAUGAAGAUGAUGACGGUGAGGAUGAUCCUGCUUCCGUAAGCGCCUUUAAAAUCAUGGUCUCGGCUAUCAUAAGUGGGAGUCGGAAGAGGAGGUGUUGAUGAUAAUCGUUUUAUGUCGUUUUUCCCCCUCUUAAUGAUGGUGGAUGCAUGGACUAUCCCCCUGCGCCGAUAGGGCUCUGGCUGACCGCAACCUGCCUGCCGAACACUCCGCCAGUAUCACUGCCUCUUCGUGCCGUACCGUGACCUUGGAUGUACAAAAGGGGUGUUUUGUUUACCGUGUCUCCCGUGGACAAGGCUUUGCCGCUGGCGAACAUUACUAUAAUGUUCCUCUUGGUUCCGCGUUAAUGGAUGUUCUCUUGCGCCACAGUUCGCCCGCCUGCGCGCUGACAGUCACACGGCUAUAGCACUAUGGAAACGGGAGAACGAGAGCGAGGGCGCGUACACGGUGACAGAGGGGGAUACCCAGUGAUCCAACAUGGCCCCAGAGAUGUUAAUGACCUGAUCAGUGGUGGAUCCAUCGUCAGCGCCGAGGCAGUAUGGGAUCACGUGACCAUGGCUGACCGGGAGUUGGCCUUCAAGGCGGGCGACGUCAUCAAAGUGCUGGACGCGUCCAAUAAGGACUGGUGGUGGGGUCAGAUAGACAACGACGAGGGCUGGUUCCCGGCCAGCUUUGUCAGGGUGGAGACCCAUUCUCCUCAGUCCCAAACCAAACAGCUUUUUUAUAUCAACCCGAUCGCAGCUCCACGCCUCUCAAACACAUCUCCCAAGCUGUGGGUGAACCAGGACGAGAGCGGCGCAGUGGAGGCGCUGGAGGGCACCAGCGAGGUCCACAAUGGGCACGUGGAGUCCAGCCCCAACCCCACCAGCGACUGCCUGUGCCUGGGCCAGCCCGUGCAGAACCGCGACCAGAUGAGGGCCAACGUCAUCAACGAGAUCAUGAGCACCGAGCGCCACUACAUCAAACACCUCAAGGACAUCUGCGAGGGUUACUUGAGACACUGCAAGAAGCGGAGGGACAUGUUUAACGAGGACCAGCUCAAAAUGAUCUUUGGCAACGUGGAGGACAUCUACAGAUUCCAGCUGGGUUUCGUCCGAGACCUGGAGAAGCAGUUCAACACAGACGAUCCCCAUCUCAGUGAAAUUGGACCAUGCUUCCUAGAACACCAAGACGGGUUCUGGAUCUACUCGGAGUACUGCAACAACCACGUGGACGCCUGCAUGGAGCUGGCGCGGCUGAUGCGGGACGCUCGCUUCCAGCACUUCUUCGAGGCCUGCCGCAUGGAGCAGCACAUGAUGGACAUCGCCAUCGACGGCUUCCUGCUCUGCCCCGUGCAGAAGAUCUGCAAGUACCCGCUGCAGCUGUCCGAGCUGCUCAAGUACACCGUCCAGGACCACAGUGAUUACCGGUAUGUAGCGGCAGCACUCGCUGUGAUGAGGAACGUCACUCAGCAGAUUAACGAGCGGAAGCGUCGCCUGGAGAACAUCGACAAGAUCGCUCAGUGGCAGGCCUCGGUGCUGGACUGGGAGGGCGAGGAUAUUUUGGAUCGCAGCUCGGAGCUGGUCUACACUGGGGAGUUGUCCUGGAUCUACCAGCCGUACGGGAGGAGCCAGACCCGGGUCUUCUUCCUGUUCGACCAUCAGCUGGUGCUGUGCAAGAAGGAUCUCAUUCGCAGGGACGUCUUGUACUACAAGGGGCGCAUAGACAUUGACCACUACGGGGUGGUGGACGCCCUUGACGGCCGGGACGAUGACUUUAACGUGAGUGUGAAGAGCGCCUUCAAGCUGCGGCACAAAGAGUGUGAGGACAUCCACCUCUUCAUCGCCAAGAAGCUGGAGGAGAAGAUUCGCUGGCUACGGGCCUUCCACGAGGAGCGCAAGAUGGUACAGGAGGACGAAAAGAUUGGGUUUGAGAUUUCAGAGUAUCAGAAGAGACAGGCAGCUAUGACAGUUCGUCGAGUGACCAAACAGAAAGGUGCGGGUCGUUCGGGCGGUGCGGGGCCCCCGGCGUACCCUCCUCCUAUCGACCCCAUGAACCUGAGCCCGUACAUGCUGCCCGACGGGCUGUGCCAGGCCGACGGCUACGAGUACGGGGAGCCCAAGAGGAGCACGUCGCCGUUCUGGCAGAACCUCAGCCGGCUAGCCCCCUUUAAGAAAUAACACUCCCGCCCUUUAGCCAGGGAGUAGCGGACAACCACGGAAAAUAAGGACCGCUGUUUGUUGUUUUGUUUUUUCUUCUUCUUCUGCUCCAAGAAAAAAAAAAAAAAGCACUAUUCUUCAUCUAAUUUAUUCUUGAACUGUUUUUGGAACGCGAACAGAACACCCAGGCUAAGUUGUGAGGGACGGACCCAAACAAUGGCAGCUGUUUGGAACGGGGGGGAGGGGGGGGGUUCCAGCGGACCGCUGUAGUCAUGCCCACACCCGCCGGAUGCAGACUUCUCACUUUUAGCAACACACCAGGCACCAACCACACCACACACACACACACACACACACACACACACACACACACACACACACACACAGACACACACACACACACACACACACACAACGCACACACACAAAUGCCACUGUUGGAGACCCACUUUAGGUGCUACACCACGACAAAGCAAAACAGAAAUAAACAAGGCAAGGCAAGACAAGGCAAGACAA
Molecule: messenger RNA, 2767 nt
Organism: Sardina pilchardus (European sardine)
Lineage: Eukaryota; Metazoa; Chordata; Actinopteri; Clupeiformes; Clupeidae
Gene: arhgef9a
Product: Cdc42 guanine nucleotide exchange factor (GEF) 9a
Exons: 11
Coding region: 524-2272 (582 amino acids)
Molecular function (GO): protein binding; guanyl-nucleotide exchange factor activity
Source: RefSeq, a predicted model, not a curated record